Molecule: messenger RNA, 2406 nt
Organism: Maniola jurtina (meadow brown)
Lineage: Eukaryota; Metazoa; Arthropoda; Insecta; Lepidoptera; Nymphalidae
Gene: SCCRO
Product: DCN1-like protein 1
Exons: 3
Coding region: 106-903 (265 amino acids)
Biological process (GO): positive regulation of ubiquitin-protein transferase activity; protein neddylation
Cellular component (GO): ubiquitin ligase complex
Molecular function (GO): cullin family protein binding; ubiquitin-like protein binding; ubiquitin conjugating enzyme binding
Source: RefSeq, a predicted model, not a curated record
AACGAAAAAAUUGUCUAUGAAUGUUGCUUUUCAAUUUUAGUUCCGAUGUCGAAAGUGUGAAUUUUUAGAAAGUCAUUUUAUAGAAUAACAAAUACUUAUUCAAAAAUGAAUAAAUUAAAAUCAUCACAGAGAGAUAAAGUGAAGAAGUUUGUCGCUUUCACGCAGACGACGGAGAGUACAGCGAUAUACUGCCUGUCGCAGAACGACUGGAAAUUGGACUUGGCGAGCGACAACUAUUUUCAGAACCCUGAUGCUUAUUACAAAGACCCCGUGAAAGCUUCGGUGGAUAGAAAAAAAGUAGAACAGCUCUUCAAUAAGUAUAGAGAUCAGCAGGAGAAUGAUAAAAUUACGGUCGACGGUGUGAUGAAAUUCUUAGAAGAUCUAAAUUUAAGUCCAGAAUCUAUAUUAGUACUUAUAAUAGCGUGGAAAUGCAAAGCAGCCGUGCAGUGCGAAUUCACGAAGGAAGAGUUCAUGACGGGUCUUGUAGAACUUGGUGUCGACAGUGUAGAUAAAUUAAAAUCUAAAUUACCAACAUUAGAAAUGGAAAUAAAAGAUCCUAAUAAGUUUAAGGAUUUCUAUCAUUUUACAUUUAACUACGCCAAAAACCCAGGACAGAAAGGUUUGGAACUCGAUAUGGCCGUAGCUUACUGGAAUAUAGUGCUCCGUGGAAGAUUUAAAUUCUUAGAUGCCUGGUGUAAAUUUCUUACAGAGCACCACAAAAGAUCAAUACCAAAAGACACAUGGAACCUACUCCUAGAUUUUGCCACACAGAUUGACGAUGGAAUGAGCAACUACGAUGCAGAAGGAGCCUGGCCGGUUCUCAUAGAUGACUUUGUAGAAUGGUGUCAAAAGCAAGAGCUUACCGCAGAUGGGUUGAAAUCCUUAGAGCCUGCGUCCGGCUAGCCGACAAUUUACAGCUACCAACAGUAUGGAGCGAGAAACAUAAACAAUGUGUCUGUAGAAUCAGAGGUUAACGAACAAAGUUUUUUCGUGAAACUCAGAUCAUUCAUGAUACGUUUGCUGUCUCGCUUCGUUAUGUACAGUUUGGAGCUGUGUACAGUUGAGUGGAUCGCAAUCGUUAUAGUUUUUGAUCUGUGUAGCUGACUAAAUUGGGAAGUGGCAAGGACAUCAACUAAAAAUAGAGGCCUUUAGUCGAAAGAACUGUAUAGUGACAUGCUAGAUCUGUUACCUGCAGCUAUUUUAGUGGGUGUUAUUAUGGAUGUGGAACAUCAUAGUGUAAAAUGCCUUCAUAAAGAACAUUCUUUAGCAGCAUAGUCUUAUAGACUUUAUGGUGGAAUGUGGGAUAAAACUUAGCAAAUGGAUGUAAAAAAGUCUCAACAUUUACAUAAAAUGUGUUUUUCGCAUACGAUGUGGACCUUUUGGGUGAUUUAAUAGUUGUUUUUUUAAUUGAUUCGACUGAAAGAUGAUAGUCUAGUACCAUUGAAUGUUUUAUAAAACUCUGGAUAAUGCAGGUGAAUGUGUCUCUUCGUGGAGUGGAUUAUGGGCAAUUCACACCAAGAACCUACACGUGACAUAUGCGUAGUGACGCGCGUAAAACCCUAACACACCGGGUUACGCAUACCUCCACGCUUUACACAAGCGGUGUGCCAUGUUACAUACAGUUCCAUACAUUACAACGCAAUGGUACGCGCUACGUCUACGCUUACGCAGCCUAUGUGAACGAGCUAUUGGGUUUUUUUUUUAAUCCUAUGAGAACUCUUUUGGUUUUGUAGGAUAAAAUGUAUGUCCAUCUCCAGGAUGAAAGCUAUGUUUAUACCAGAUUUUGUUAAAAUGGAUUAAACAGAUGAGCUGUGAAAAGCUAGUAGACAGACACAUACACUUUCACACUUAUAAUAUUAGUAUGGAUUAGAAUUGACUUACUUAAAGUAUCAUAAAGAAGGAAGUCUCCUUUUAUGAGAAAUUGAACCUUAUCAGUUUGUAUUAAGGAACAAAUUUUAAAAACAAGUAUUUCAGUAGUGCCAGAAUAUUUUUUUUUAAUUAAAUGGCUUCCAAAACAGAAUAUAAAAUGGAAAUGUUAUAGUCAGGAAAAUAUAUUAAUAUAUAAUAUAAAGGUUAAUUUUGGAAAUAAGCUAUCAAAUUAACCAAAAGGAAUUUGUUACAUUAAAAAAACUGCUAGUACUCAAACUGUAUAAAGCUCUGAACUCUUCGUCCAUUAUGAAUCCUAGAACUCCUGUUUCCUAAUUAAUGAAGAUAAUAGUUUUUAGUAAUACUUUUUUUUUUCUUGAAAAUUGUAGAGAUAAUUCAAAUGAUUAGAUGUUUCAAUCAAUUUUAAUAUUUGCGUUAUAGCAUAUUAAACUGUGAAGAUAAUAAAAUUAAGAUGUAAAUAUGUAUAUACAAGUUAAUGAUAUUAAUUUUGUUUUAUAAUUAUUAAAAUUUAGAACCUUC